ACGCCGGAAGUGGAGCUGCGCGCGCCCGGGUGGCUGUUGGGAGGGGCCGGCAAGGGGGAGAGCAGCAGGCGAACCGCGAAGAGGCUCCCCGCGCGGGCGAGUGAGGCAUCAUGAUCCUUGCGGGCUACCGUCCCGGAAGUGGACUCGAAAGGAAGAAAGUAGCAGGGUUGGUGGGGAUAAAUAGAUUUCCGGAGGUUUUAAGGGCGGAUUCACAGAACUUUUUGUGGCGUGUGUUGUCCAGCGCGGACUCAGAGGUUUUAGUGACUUCACCUGAAGGAGUUAGCUUCUCUGCUGAGCCCGACCUGUCUGUGGUGGGGCAGAAUGUGGCUCUAGUUGCGUGAGCCUCGGGGCUUCUGGUAAAAGAAAACGCCUGAGAAAGCUGGUCUGCGCUCUUCUUCGGUGGCCACCUUAGCGAAGAGCUGAUGCCUUAGUGGCUUAUCAUGGCCCAGCGGGCAGUGUGGCUCAUAAGCCACGAACCGGGAAGUCCACUUUGUGGCACCGUCAGAUUCUCCAGACGGUAUCCAACUGUUGAAAAAAGAGCCAAAGUCUUCAAUGGAGCAAGUUAUGUGCCUGUUCCUGAAGAUGGUCCCUUCCUUAAAGCACUGCUUUUCGAACUGAGAUUAUUGCGUGAUGAUAAGGACUUUUCGGAGAGUCGUGAUAGCUGUUCACACAUCAAUAAAACAUCCAUUUAUGCACUCCCGAUAGGAGGUGAAGAACUCUGGCCAGUUGUUGCUUUCAUGAAGAAUGGCAUGAUAUACGCUUGUGUUCCACUGGUUGAACAAACUUUAUCCCCUCGUCCACCAUUAAUUAGCAUUAGUGGAAUUUCACAAGGCUUUGAACUUCUUUUUGGGGUACAGGGUUUUCUUUACUCAGGUCAAAAAAAUGACAGUGAGCUAAAUACAAAAUUGAGCCAGUUGCCUGACUUGCUUCUACAGGCUUGUCCCUUUGGCACUUUGUUAGAUGCCAACUUACAGAAUUCAUUGGAUAGUAUUAAUUUUGCUUCUGUUACUCAUCCACAAAAACAGCCGACCUGGAAAGCUGGAACAUACAAAGGAAAACCACAGGUUUCUAUUUCUAUCACUGAAAAGGUAAAAUCCAUGCAAUAUGAUAAACAGGAUAUAGCAGAUACAUGGCAAGUCAUUGGAGUUGUCACUUGCAAGUGUGAUUUAGAAGGAAGUAUGCCAAAUGUUACCAUCAGCUUGAGUCUCCCCACCAAUGGAUCUCCACUUCAGGAUAUUCUGGUUCAUCCUUGUGUGACAUCUCUCGACUCUGCCAUUCUGACUUCUAGUAGCAUUGAUGCAGCAGAUGAUUCUGCAUUUAGUGGGCCUUACAAAUUUCCACUCACUCCACCUUUAGAGUCAUUCAACUUAUGCUACUACACUUCUCAGGUCCCUGUGCCACCAAUUUUGGGUUUUUAUCAAGUAAAAGAGGAAGAAGUACAACUAAAAAUAACAGUUAAUUUAAAACUUCAUGAAAGUGUGAAAAAUAGUUUUGAAUUCUGUGAAGCUCGUAUACCUUUUUACAACAGAGGUCCAGUCACACAUGUGGAAUACAAAGUUAGUUUUGGCCAGCUUGAAGUAUUUCGAGAGAAAAGCUUAUUGAUCUGGAAUAUUGGACAGAAGUUCCCAAAAUCAAUGGAAAUUAGUCUUUCUGGAACUGUAACUUUUGGAGCCAAGAGCCAUGAAAAGCAGCCAUUUGACCAGAUUUGCAUUGGAGGCACAGCGUAUUUAAAGCUUCAUUUUAGGAUCUUAGAUUACACACUCACUGGGUGUUAUGCGGAUCAGCAUUCAGUUCAAGUUUUUGCAUCAGGAAAACCAAAAAUAAGUACAUACCGGAAACUAAUUUCUUCUGACUAUUACAUCUGGAAUUCUAAAGCUCCUGCUCCAGUAACAUAUGGAUCAUUAUUACUAGUCCGCUGCCACAAUUAAAGAAGAAACAGCUGCAUUUCAAAGGGAUUCCGAUUCCAGAAGCUUAAUCGUGAUUGACAUGUUCUUAUUCUAAGCUAUAAGACACUCUAAGAGUCCUUUCUUGGGUUAAAACUUCAAUCAUUUUCUAAAAUAUUAUCUCGCUAUGGAUUUUAUUCAUUUUCUUUGAUAACUAUUCUUUGCAUUUUUUAACUUGAAAGAUGCUGUGUGUUUGCACUGAAUAUGAGCACCUACUUCCAGUUAAAGGUUUGGAUGGUGUCAGACCGCUGGAUGCAAAAUUGCUAAAUUCCCUUUAGUGCCAAAAUAUGAUUAUGAAAUCUGAUGUCUAUCAUAUGGGUAAUUAUUCUUCAGUAGAUCCAAAAUGUACAAAAAGUGUUAGAUUUCUGAAAAUGUACUCAAACUUCUUAAAGUCAGCAGUACCCUUAACAGUGUAAGACAAUCCCCUUACAGUGGUGGGCAUUUUUUACCUUUUACUUUUUAAAUAAUUGAUUCAAAUGUCAGGUUUGAAGUAAAUAGCCUUAUCAGGAAUUCUUAAAUUUUUAAAAAAAUUUUUAAUUAAGCAUUAGUCUUACAAAAUUAAUUUUUUCACACCAACUCAAUAUUUUCAGUGAGUUAAAAUUGUGGUUUUAUAUAUACAUUGUAUGAUUUAAGAUAUUUCAAAGCACAAUUUAAUACAUAGAACAACUACUAGUAUUUUUCUUCUAGUUUUUAUUAUAGUAUUUCAGAAUCCUUUAUAGAUAUUCAUGGACUCCUGCACCACCCCUGGGAGGAAGGUAGGUCGAGUUAUCAUCCAGAGUCUCUGCAGGGACCGCUGCCACAGCAGAAUGGUUGUUUCUAAGACAAAGGUCAGAAAAGGGAUGUUAAUAAACAGUUCUCAGGUUUAAGGGACUUUUUUAGGAUUACAUCUUAAAUUCCAACAAAUCAGAUUUAGGAGUUACUGAAAGUGAAAUUGAUCCAUCCCUCAUCCAAACUUUGCAAUACUUUCCUGUUCUGACAUCAUUUAGAUAGUUAGCUGUAUUAUCAGAUUAGAAACCAUUGUACCAGGCUGCUGAAAGGAAAAGGAGGCAAAAAGCUAAACAUGGGAUGAAUUCUGAACCUUUUAACCUGGCUGAAGUACGUAGGUCCCUGUUAUGCAAAUACCUUCAAUCCUCUGCUAAGUUCAGUGGAAAUAAUUUUCUUGAAUGACAGGUUUAUUCAGCAAGGAUUCAGUUGGUGAUUAAUCCCCCUUUGAUCUAGGGUAUUUCACUUAACUACCAGUUACCUCGUUCUGACAAAGUGCAACUGAGAUUAGGGAGAUCACUAGAACACUACCAGGGUGUGCGUUUAUUCUCUAUAACCUUUUAAAGCAAGGGCCAAGAAUGCAAUUUAUUUUCAGUAUUUGAAGAUGUAAAAGUCCUGUCUGCUAAGUUAGAAAGUCAAUUGAAUACCAAAUGAAGUUUAGUUCUUAUGUAAUAGAACAAACAUUUCUUUUUACUUUGCCUAACAAUGAUUUUAGAAAACAUAGGCUUUGAAGAAACAAAGACUACAAUUUAAGUAUAUCUUCUAGUUUUGUUUCAUAUACUAGAGUGUAUAUUUAUUGGCCCUGAGAUAACCCAAAAAUCAAAGCUACAACUUACGCUGAGAAAAUGCUUCUAUUUUAUUCAACUGCACAGUUUCUCCCCAUCCGCCUCCAUUAAAAAAUGUCAUGGUAUGUGGUAAAGAAAUCCAAUUUGGGAAAACAUGUCGCAGUACACAAUUAUUCAUCUUAAGACUUGUGAUUUCAAAGCUUUAUUUAACUUUGUCCUUUCUUGAAAAAGAGCUUGUUUUGUUCCCAUGAUGAAUCAAGAUUUUUUUCAUAAAAGUACCAUUACAAAAAUACUUCAAACUGAUUAUUUUAAGUUAUCAAAAUAACCAUUUCGACAGUACUGUUUACUAUUUUUUUCUGCCUUUUUCUCAUUUAACUGGGUACCCUUCCUCCAUAACUUUAAAGUUUGAAAUAUUCUAUGAAAUUUUGCACAAUAUUUGAAGAAUAAAAUUGUAAGAUGUGUUUCUUGACUAGUUUUAUUAUUAUAGACAGCAUUUUUUAAUGCUUUGUAAUUGUUCAUUAUUCUAGUAUCAGUUUGCAAGUUAUGUAUUUGGAUAAUUUUCUUAUACCUUUUUUUUGGCUCAAACUUUUUGUGAUCCAAUUUCUAAAUUGAAACAGUGACUCAAAUAAAUGCAUAUCUAACUUAUGUUUAUGCCAAAUGAACAUCUCUAGUUUGAAUUUAGUAACCAAAAUGUUUCUAAAUAUCUUUUGAUAGCAAGUUACUUAACCAUGGUAAAAUUGAGGAUCAGAAAAAAUAUAAGAUGGAAGGCAGGAUCCCCUGGCCAUGUUGCUAAGAAACUAGUAUUUUUAAUAAUUAACUUACUCUGUGCAGUAAAUUUUUAGUUAAUAAAAUGUUGCAAUAUAUCUUGAAAUAUGCUAUCAGAGAAAAUAUAUUUAUGUAAAGCAUAGAUGUAUGUGUGUGGGUAUUUAUAUAAUGUUUUAUGUUAGUGUGUACAACUUGGUGGGUUUCCCUAUGAAAUAUUUCAUUAUGUCAGAGGAAGAAGAAUAUUUAAAGUUAAAUAUUCAAAUGUCCUCCCUGCAAACACAAUGUUAGUCAGUAGUAAUGAGGAGGUGCAUAAAAUGAAUAUUACCAAAGAACUCUUGAGGUUACUCUUAUAAAAUGGUUAAAACUCUUAUGAGUUGAAAGCUUUUCAGCUAGCUUCUAGGUUUUUUUUCAACAACAGUUUUAUGGAUAUGAUAACAUUAUCGUCUGUAUAUAGCCUGGAGCAAUGCAAUGCCUUAUCUGUAUUACUAAUUUACUGCUUUGUAAGCAGGUUACUUUGAGGUCCAGGUUGACUUUUCUCAGGCCCUGGCCAAUCUGUGUAAUUGAUGGUAGUGUGGUGUUAAUAUAUGAUGCACAGCAUUUACAUAUUGACGGAUGCCCUGGGGUGGAAACCACCUGCUGAAUUGUUUUUCCAGUAGGACGUGAAAAUUUGUAUAUCUUAAUACUCCAUUAAACAUUUAAAAUCAAACUAUGUUUCCUUUAAAUGUCUUCUCUUUAAAUGAUAGUUUCUGUGAAAAAAAAGGUUAUUUAGUUAACAUACUACUAAUAAAUAAAAAUGAAAAAUUAUUGUUAUCCCUCUUAAAUUUUUUACUUUUUCUUUCAAGGGACUUUAGUGCCCUCUGCAGGUUAUAUAAAGAGAUAACUAAUGACUAUAUUUUUAAACCCUGUGAUUUUUCCCUUUUAGAAGCAAAGCCUGGUAAGUGUGAUCCAUUUUAUUUAUAUUGUUAACUUUGUUAAUUUGCCAGUGAUUGAAGUAAGAGUUUCUUUUCUUUGCCAGUUUUAUAGUUUUGUUUAGUGUGAAGAAUGUAAUACCAUUGAAUUUUCCAAAUCACUUAGCUGGCACUCUUUAAAUGUUAGAACUAUAGUAAUACACAUUCCCUCACAGAAAGCAGAUUGGGAAAACAUUCAGCGAUUUUGAAAUUUAUUGAAAAUGUGGAGAAUAACUUGAUUAUUUCCCAUUACAUUAUUAGAAUAUUAUACAUUGAAAUAAAAUAAGCCUUUUCCAGUAUGCAUCAUGUAAAUUUUAAAAAUUACCUGAGUUUUAUUUCUUAAUCUUGUUGAUGAGUGAUGAUUGUGUUCAAGCUCAAAACACGAGGCUACUUAGAAUUUCUUUAAACAAAGUUAAGGUUGAACAGAUAAUGCUUUGGUAUUAUUGUUGCAUAGGUCCACUAACCAGAAAGAGUAUUUCUAUUUGAAGAACAAAAGGCAAAGGUUUCGUAUCUGAGUCACUCAUUUCAAAGAACCCAUACUUUCUCAAUGAGUAUGACAGAUUUGUUUCUAAAGGAUAUAGGAAUUCACUUUGUAUAUGAAACUAUAGAACUGUAGCACCAGUGGCACUUCUGAUUCACUUAAAGCUGCCAGGGAAACUAAAUAUGAUGAGAACAAGAGGAAUGACUGGAUCAAGUUAAUAGAAAUAGUUCUGCAAGCCACAUAAUGAUCCUGAUCAUCAACCUUGAAAAGUAAAUUAGAACAAGCAAAUUGCUGUUGAAAAAUUCUUUCAGCGCUCUGCUGUUGCUACUCAGCUAGUCAUGACUCAACCAGAGACAAGGAAAAAAUGCACUCAGUUUUGCAUUAACAAAGGAAACAUUAUUAAAGUGAAUGUUUACAUUCUGUUUAUUGAAGUGUUCAAAGAAUAUUUGUUACAUCUUCAAGCAACCUGCUGUUCUCCCAGCUAUUACAGUGCAUGAGUGAUAAUAAAAAUGAGUCAUUUGUACAUUUUAGAAAAGUAAAUAAAUAGCAUUUAACUUGUGUUUCUGAGCUAUCUUACUUCAAAAUAUUGAGGUAUUAAUACUUUCUCUUUUAAAGAUUAUUGUCACUAGGAAAAGUAUCCUAUUAAAAUAAAAACCUCAUUCACUUGAAUACACCUUUGAAUUAUUUUCAAAUGCUUUAUGUAACUUUCCUCCCAGAAUCUACAAUGCAUAAGAAAUAAUCAACUGAAAAUAAUUUUUUAAAUGAAAACAAUUGUGAAAUUACUUGAGUGUGUAAUUGAAUAUAUAAUAUGUGCAUUGGAAAAAUAGCUUGAUAAUUAUGAGAGCUUUUUUGAGCUACAUUUAUCUUGAGCUACUUCAUAAGAAAAAGUUGAGAAUUAAACAAGACAGCAAUUGGAAGCAGGCAUACCAAUCUAACAUUUAAAAAUUUAAUAAGUAUUAUAUGUACUGCUAAAAUUGGGGGAAAGUCAAUAAUUAAAAAUUCAGAAUUUUAGCUUUCAUCUGUGGAAAAUGAACAAUCUAAAUCACUUUUAUAUUUUAGAAGUAUAGUGUUUAAUAGGGGUUUAAAUACCAUAUUUUACUUGGUCCCUUGCAGGUGUUACUGAAUACAAUUCAGUAUUCUGUAAUCCCUUAUGGAUUAAGUAAUUUUUGAAGAAUUGUCUUCUUAGAUUCACCAAGAUGACCAGUUGUCAGUCUUCUGUAUUUCAGCCUAAAAAUCUUUCUAUCACACUUAGCAAAGAUUAUUAGCCUAUGCUACAGGCUCUUGAGAACCUCUUUGCCAGAUAUUUUAUUAUUUACCAUUUCUAUAGUAUUUACAGAGCAUCAUAUAAAGUAUAGAAAUAAUUGAUAAAAAAUAUUUCAUUUGCGUUAACCUGGAUAUUUUAUAUUUAAAAUGAAUAUCUUAUUUAACAUUUUUCUAAGGAACUUCAGUCUUUGUUCAUAAUCUUAAAAAAGUUUUUUUGAAUCUAAAAUAAAGCAAAUGCCAAGCUUCUAACUCCACUUUUGCUAAGGAAAUCACCGGGAGAAGUGGUUAAUAAUGCUACCAGCUUGUUAACUGGUAGCAGCAAGAGGACUUUUUAACUAAGGUGAAUAUAAGUGGCUUCAGGCCCAUAAUUAAAGUAUUUCCCUCAUACUAAAAUAGUAAGUCAUUUAAUUUAAUGUUAAAGGCCUAAACAAAGUUGAACAUAACAUAUGAUUUGGGUUUAAAAACUGCUGAGUAAUCCAGUUGAAAUUGAGAACUUAGUUUAGUCAAUAAAAACUCAUAAUUAAUAUUAAACUUUUACUGUGCUCCUAUUAUAUACCAUUCCAGAACUAGACAAAAAAUAGUACCUGAUUUUGAAUGGUACAUUAUAACUCCUGCAAUGUGUUAGCACUGUAAUAUGGAAGACUACUUCUAUAUAUUGUUUGUACAGAAAUUGUCCAAUGAGGUGUGAUGGUUGAAGUUCACCAGGCAGACAAAGGAAAGAAGGGCAUCCCAGGGACAAUGUCAUAUCCCUGGAGGUCUGUCUCUCCAAAAAGAGAAUCCCAGAAACAUCUAAUAUACUUCUCUACAGACAAUGCAUCCCCUUCUUGCGUACAUGCGAAGAGGACCACCCUGCCCUCGAUACAUCACUGCCUACUCCUCUCUACCCGCAAAACAUGCUCUGUUUUGUGCCACGUACACCAACUGCAGAAAACAUCCAGAGAUGUACGGUACCCCUGAAGUAUUAGGAACCUGUGUGUUCCACCAUUCAGAAGAUUUGCUUUUCAAAUAGGACUGCAGAGUGAGUAAAGCUUGGCACAAAGGCCAAUGGUGCAAUUUCUGACCUUGAGGGUGUUCUGUAUUUGGAGUUAUAGGGCCUCCAUCCUACCUCUCAAAUUACACCACGUCAACCAUUCCCUACUCAUCCUGUUCACGUGGUCCACCCUGAUAAAUCAUUACCUCCAGAUUCCAAACAGGGAAUUAGGGCUUGCGAGUUUAACGGGGGAUCUUCUAUUAUGAUGAGGACAGGUUUUCAAAUCCCUUUGUAAAGUCACAUGACUUUUCUAUCCUAAAACUAAAACAAAAGCCCCCAGAUCCAGGCAGUGCUGGUAGCUAUGCAAUCAUGACUACAUCAUUUACUGUCUGUUUCCUCAUCUGAAAAAUGUGGGAGCAAGGCAAGAUGACUGGGUGAUCUCUAAGUCUCUGUCACCUGCUAUGCUUCUAUUAUGCAUAUAAGACACAUUUUAUGUAAACCAAAUAUUAUCGUUUGUAGCCACAUAAUUUGGGGAAAAUAAUUUGGAUGACACAAAUUAUUAGCAAUAGGAAAGAGUGAUGGUGAUGAAAAUGAUGGCAGGGCUCAUAGUUAGGAAGGCAAGUUGUGAAGUUAUAAAAAUCUUUCCCUUACAGAAUUUUCUUGGUUGGGUCGCAAACACACACACAUAUACAAAGACUUUGGUAAAUUCUGCCUACAGUUUUUUCUUUAAUUCAACAACUAUUUAUUGAGCAUCUACUAUGUUCAGGCAUAUUAGGCACUGGGAAUUCAGCAAUGAAUAAAACAAACCCCUGCCCUCAUGGAGCUUAUACCAUAUUAAGGAGAAAUAGGAAAUAAAGACAUAAAUAAGUGUUGAGAGUUUAGACGACCCUAUAACACAUAUUCCUGCCUUGGCAUUCAUUUUAUGUGGCCACACUGCCUGCAGGGGCCUUGAACUGACACCAUACCCGCAGAAUCACAAGAUCCUGAUAUGACUCCCCCAAUUGUGAUAAGCACUCUCCCCCAUCUCCCAGGGCCUCUCCUUGUGCACUCCUUAGAUUACACCAAAACUGUACUCUUUUGGGUUUGAAUUGACCAACUCAGCCUUCAGCUGGGAAUCUCAAAGCAUUCCACCUGAGGACCCUAUUAAGGCAUGUGCCCUGGGUCCUGCCACACUCUCUCUGCCUGCACCCUGACUCGACCUCUCCUCAUGGCCCCUCUUAGUGUGUCAUGUACCUCCUCCAGGACCUAUGAGUAAUAAGUUUCUCUAUUUCACUUUCCCUGGUGGUUUUCGUUGAACACCUCGUGGCUCACCAUCCAACACCCCAGGGCUCUACUUAAUAAAUGUUAACAAAGUCACAACGAUAAGUAAAAUAUGGAGUAUGUCAGUAGUGACAAAUUCUCUGGAGUUAAAAAAGGAGGGCGGGGGGAGGAAGAAAGAUGCAGAGGUCCAGAGGGUGGUGUAAUUUCUACAACAUAAUGCACAAUGGCCACAGAACCUGAGGGUGGAGGUGGCAGGGGGCAAGAGUGAGCCUUCUGGUAAUCAGGAAGAGAGCAGCAAGUGCUGUGAAAAGUAGCUACCACACGAUUCAGGAAAGGGAGGUGACCACGCUUGUCACAAGGACUGGUGACAGUGUAAUUGGGAAGUACUCUACUUCUCCAACUCAGUAUCUUGUUACGAAUUAAUGAUUUUAAAACAACUGGUUAUUUCACCAAACACCUAAAGACUAACUGUAGUCGCAGACUAUCUCCUGAAACACGGGCAAACCCCACAGACAUGAAGGAUAAUCAUGCUUGAAAGACUGUCUCCUAGGCAAUACUGUUUCUCAAUAAGACAUAGUCUGCUAUUCAACUUAACAUUUUUCUUUUCAGCUUUCUCUCAGUCACUAUUAUUGGAAGUCAAAGGUUGGAAAUUUGUAAUCCAGGAAACCCCUCUGAGGGUAUUUCAAGGGUUUAAACUGAGAAGUUGCCCAAUUCCUGGAGGUGUCAAAUUCAGGGAAGGGUGGGGAGAGAAGGCUCUAGGUUGAACCAGUCCUGAUCCAGAGUUACUGAGGCUGACCAGGACCUGGGGUAUAAAACAGAAAAAGGCAUACUCCGGUCAAAGCUAGCUCCUAGGAAGAGGAGUUAGCCUUCAUCUAAGAUCGGUUUUGUCCUGCUGAGAGAGGCCUCCUUGCAACAUGGAUGGGGGCUGUUGGACAUUCUUCAGCAGCGACCCUGUGGGGCAAUAAGAAGCAAUAGCAGUAGUGGACCGGUGUGAUCGAGGUCAGUGUUCUGCUUCGUUGAGUGGAGCAGUUUUUUCCCCUCCUGUGGUCAUCUUCUUAGCAGAGGUAACAAGGAAGCUACAUUACUCACAUUGAACAAAUCCAUAUUUUCUCUAAUUAGGUUGGUGUAAACAUUUCUUGGCUUUAAGCUCUCUUAACCUUCCCUUUUACACACCACGCCAUUCAGCUGAUGUGUGUUCUCCAGCAAGCCUGCCAACAAUACUUUGUAGUCAACCCUGAAAUAAACUUUCAUCCUGACUCCCUCUGUUUCCACAAGCAAAUGACUCACUCAAAUUUCAUAGAUAAGAGGUGAGAAAAAUGGAAAUGUGAUUCUUUAAAUGUCUCCUUUGGGUUCAGGGAACACACUUUGUAGGGGCUAAUUAUCAGAAAGUUUAAUUGUUACCCUGCAUCUCCAGCUUCCCUCAUGUAGCGCCAUAGGUGCUAAUAGUGAGAAAAUUUGUGCCCCUGCUGUGCUCUCUUCAUUAAGCUAAUGGAACAUUUUCCUCUCAUUUUCUCCCUAGGGUGGCUGUAGGAGUACAACCUUAUAAUUGUUGCUCUAACUGUAAUUGGAAGUAGUAGGAGUAUAUAUAAUCAUACUGUCUUUCCUAUGUGGUAGUCAUUUAUUUAUGACCUAUUGAUAAUAGGUCCCAGCCAGCAGCAGAAGACUGUGAGGAUUACAUUGCAUUUCCUCAUAGGAGAGUGACUACUAAACAAAGACUAUUGUUAACCAGAAAGAACACAUACUAGGGAUGGCCCAUCAUACUAAAUACUGCAAAUACUUGCAUACCAAAUACUUGCAUCAUUACUGCAAAGAUUGGCCCCUCUGGGUAUCAUGGGUGUUUUUUCACUAAAAUUAGUGGAGACUUCAUCUUACCUUUCUUUAGAUAUGUGAACUAAGCUUCAUGAGUCUUUUGGGGAGCCUCUCGAAGGCCAUUGCAUACCUUCUUCAAAGUGAUGGGGAGUUUUGUUUGGCCACUGAAGUCUUUGGAGUAUAAUGGGCCUAGAGAAAAACUCACAAUUUAGCAUCCACCAACCUGAUUCAGGGCCACUGGGCUGCACUGAGUACAGUUUGCGGCCAGCAGGACCCUCCCCAAAAAAGGGAGGCUGAGAUGCCCUGGGAACCUGUUAACCCAAAUACAAAUUAGGAGAUCUGCUGAGGCACCAAUAUCUGUAUUGUUACAUCUUGACCUCUGACAACAUACUUUGAUGAAAUAACCCUUUUACUAUCUUUUACAAGAUGUAACAUUCUUCAGGACAUUGAGUAUUCUCUGAAAAUUCUCCACAGUUUGUGUGCGGCAUUUGGUCUUCGGUUAAAGAGUAACUGAAGAGAACUUGCAUGUUUACCAUUUACUAUUUAAAAUAGUUCUAUUCAAGGACUGCCCUUUACUUUUGGACAGAAAGUAUCUUCUAAGGUCAGUACACAGAGCUCAUAAAUGUAUAAAAUUAGGUUGGCAUCCAUGAGAACAUAGCAUUGUGUAUUCUGCCCCCACAAAGAUACUGAACAUCUAAGAAUUUAAUGCUGGACAGGAUGCACGGUCAAAUAUCUGAAUUGCUAAAACUUACAAACUGCAAAGAGGUAUUGGUCAAAUGUCUGCUGUGUGGCAAGCACAAUGCUGAGAAUAGUCACAGAUAUUGUUUCAUUUUAUACUCCUGUAGCAGGCAGAAUAAUGACCUCCAAAGAUGUCUGUGCUCUAAUCCCUGAAUCCUAUAAGUAUGUUAUCCUAUAUGGCAAAAAGGACCUUACAGAUGUGACUGAGCUAAGGAUCAUGAUAUGGGAAGAUUACCCUGGAUUAUCUGGGUGGGCCAGUGUAAUCACAAGGAUCGUUGUAAGAGGGAGGCAGGAGGGUCAGCAUUGGAAAAGAAGAUAUGACCACAGAAGCAGAAGUUGGAGUGAUGUGGCCAUGAGCUAAGGAAUGUGGGUAGCCUCUAGAACAUAGAAAAGGAAAAAAAAAAAAAAAAAGAUUAUCCCUCUAGAGACUCCAGAAAGAAUACAACCCUGCUGACCCAUUUCGGACUCUGACUGCCAGAACUAUAGAUAAGUUUGUGUUGUUUGAAGCCACUAAGUUUGUAGUAAUUUGUUAUAGCAGCAAUAGGGCACAAAUACAACUCCCAACAGCUUUGCAAAACAAAUUUAUCUCCAUUUUGCAGAUGAGGAAACUGACGUUUAAAGGGAUUUGAGAGGCUUAGUUCACCCUGCUUCCUCUCACAACGCAUAGUGUGUAGAUAUUUUUGAGUGUAGCAGCUUUCUCUCUUGAAGCAGGUGGGUUCUCCCAAGGUUCUGAAAAAGCUGCAAGAUGCAUGAGCUGGGUAACUCACUAACUGAAUAUCCACCCUUUUGUCUUCAAUCAUCAUGUUAGAUGAUUUCUUAAUGAGCUUAGCUGAGUUUUUUACUUUCUAAAAAUUUGGCAGCGUUAUGAAGAUUAAUUCAGCAUUUCUGAAAUCAGAGCUUCUUGCAUUACUCUUUCUUUUGGCAAACAUCUUCCUUUGUCUCAUCAUUUAAGUUUAGACUCUAAAACUAUUUAUAUCAGGAGUGAAUAAACAGUGUGUGAGGGGAAGGGGCUUGAUGUGUUUUCCAGUUUGUUAUAGCAACUUUAAUCAGGUAGGGUCUUAGAGAAGGAUGUCAACUUCACGCCCACAUAAAUGGAGAGCAAACUUUUAUAUGAUGAAUGGUCAUUUUCCAGGUCCCUAGCAUCUUGUGGAUCCCUGAGUUCUGCAGUAAGUCUAGAUAUAAAUGCCUGAGCCACAGGGAUUUGGAUUUGUUCUGGUUUUAAGUACAUUUGGCUCUAUAGUAGAUAUGUGUUCACUGCCCAUCAUGCCAGCCCGUUUCUGUGUGGUAUAAGUGAGGGCAUCCUCACCAUUCCCAUAUGCCCUAGGCCUGGCCAAUCAGAGUAUUCUACCUCCUGACCACAAUGAUUGGUUCAGGGGUCAAGAAGGAUAUGUGACCCAAGAUAGUCUAGACUUAACUGUCAGAGAAGGAAAGAUGUUUUCUCUUCCUCUUUGGCAAGGUCUCAGGAUAAUAUAAGCCUAUGACUCAUGCAUCUUGUGGCCAUUUUUCCUGAACUUUGAGGGUCAGCCAUCUGCUGCAAGAGAGAAUACAGCCAACACCCAGGAGCUGAGAGUUGAGAGUUAGAGAACAAAAACAAGAAAGUUCUGAUUUAUCCAGCCAUCUCUUACUCUGCCCCUGGACUCUUCCAGUACAUAAACCAACAAAACACAUUUUUCAAACUUAAGUUAGUUGAAUAUGGAUUUGUGAUUAAAAUAGAAUAUAUUUUUAAAUUUAACUUUUCAGAAAGGUGAUAGCAUAACUAAAGAAAAGGUAUAUAACAAAAGCCUCCUCUUCAGAUUGUCCCAUCUGCCCAGUUCCCACCCCGUAGGUUCACAGUGGUUAUGAAAUUUUUACAUAACCUAUGGAUUUAUUUCAUGUUUAUACAAGCAACCAUAAAAAUAUAUCUCUAUUUUCCUCUACUUUACCACAAAAAGUGUUAUAUUAGACAUAUUGUUCUCCACCUUGGCUUUUCACCUAACGAUGUAUCUUAUCAAUCUUUUCCUAUCAAUGGUGAGGGAGCUUCUCCACUCCUUUAUGAGGCUAGAUAAUAUUACAGGAUCCAUUUUGAUCAGAAGGACCUUGGAAAAGCAGGUUGGUUUUGAGGAGUUGGGUCAACUCUAUAUGAGAAAACUGUGUAGCUCCUUGGCAAGGAUUUCUAGACCCAUUUUUUCACAUUUCCUUUUUCAUAUCUUAACAAGCUUAGUAUUCCGCAAAGAUCAACAUCAAACUUUAGGGUUACAUUUGCUGUGAAAAUUAUGAAUGACCCUAUAUAAUCUUGAAAAAUGAACCCAGGGCAAAUAGAAGACUGUGGCUUAGAUUGUAAAUUGGAGACCUGCAACUCAAUUUGGUUCACAAAUAUGUUUUCUUUGAACAGUAUUUUAAAAAGAGUUUUAACUACUUGCUAAUGUUUAAAACUUUUAAAUUGGGCUAUUUCAUAUGAAUAUUUUAGUAUUUCAUUUUUUAUAUUUCAUUUUUUGUUCAAUUAUGGAUUCAUGGCUAUUUAUUUUAUACUAUGGGUCAUACAUCCAAUACUACCUUCUUUAUUUUGUUGCCCACAUUGUUCCAGGUUUGUCUGUUCGUAGUUUUUUCAGGUUGCUUUUUAUUUCCCUUUGACAUGCCUCAUUUUUUUUGUUUGUUUGUUUCUCUUUGUUUUUUGAGCACUUCCUCACUCUCUGGCACUACAGGAUGCUCCAGAUUCAUGCUGAAUAGUCUCUGCCUCAGUCCUAUAAUCAGCCAUUUUUCCAAGGAGCCUGGUUCCUUUUAUUAGAGAAUGUCACAUACCCCUAGUUUACUGCUGUGAUUCUUCUGUUUUUUUUAAUGACUCCACCCCCCUGUCAACUUAAGAGCUAUUUGAAAUAUCAGGGAAAGAGAAAGAUACUGUGAAUUUUCCUCAGGAUUAAUGUAAACUUUAUUUUAACAUCUGACUCCAGCUUCCUACAAGACAAAGACUGUAUUAGUUGUCCCUUAUCUUGGAAAAACAGUACUAGAAAUUGGAAUUUUCAGUCUUCACCUUGUACCCUUAGAAAUAUUAUUUAACUAACAUUUUACAAUCCAUCUGAAGAAUGCUAAACAGGUAUUCCAAGAAUUAGAUUAAGUGAUAUUAAGUAUUUUAAGAGCAGGAGCCUCACAAAUAUAUAAGAUCGUUAGCAUUCUUAGUCUUUGCAUUUUUAUUAGGAAUAGCUAACAGAUUUUAUAAAUCCCAUACCCUGAGUUAUUCAGUAUGUGCAUAGCUAGUGUCAUUUUUUUUAACUUAUCUUAAUGUGGAAAAAAAUGUUUUUACUCUACACAUAAAGUGAAUAACCAACACUACAACUAAAAAAUUACUUCAGAAAGGGGCAGUUAACUUAGUCUGAAAUCUAUACUAUAUAAAUGUGAAUGCAAAGUUAACUGUAUUUUUUUCCAAAAAACUACAUUUGUGUUUACAGAUACAAGGCUCAACUCAACUGUCUGUGUCAAAUGACAUAAUCUGGUUAUUAGACUUAUGAUGGGAUUUAAACAUUUUAAUGAAAGGGGAAAAAUAAAAUAUUCUUUUGUGUAAGUUAAGUUUUGCAAUUCAAAGGAUUUGUUCAUUUGGGUCUCCAAGUUCUUCUUUUCAACGUUUGAGAGUCUUGAAGGUAGUAUCUUGGCUUCAAAGCCUUUUGCUUUGAAUCUAACUUUUACUUUGAAACUAACCAAAAAGAAACUAAGUAUAUCAGAACCAUACCUAAUCCCGUAGGAGUCAGCAUUGCAUCAAGUUUAUUAAAAUUAAAGACUUCUUUUUUUUUUUCUCCUCCCCAAAUAGGCAUCUGGUAAUAAAAGGCAAAUCAGCUGGGUUAGGAUAAAACAGGCAAUGUUUUUCCUUCACUAGUUCAUUUAGAAAAGUCGGCUUGCUAACUGAGAAAAAUUAAUGAAUUUUACUUGUAUUAAACUAAAGGUGAUUGCUUCAUGGCAACAGUGUGCUCAUUUGAGAAAGUCAUUACAUUUACGUAUUGUGUUUUCAUGUAAAUACUUUUGCCAAAGUGUAUUAGCAAGGAAUAUAAUAUUAUGGUUCAUGGUUCAUGUAGUAUCUGAAAAGAAUAAUUGUAUAACUAAUCAGUGAAAACAAAGUAAAUGUUCCUCUUGGGUUUGUAUAAUAAAAAUGGAAUUAAAAUUA
Molecule: messenger RNA, 15852 nt
Organism: Aethalodelphis obliquidens (Pacific white-sided dolphin)
Lineage: Eukaryota; Metazoa; Chordata; Mammalia; Artiodactyla; Delphinidae
Gene: AP5M1
Product: adaptor related protein complex 5 subunit mu 1
Exons: 10
Coding region: 441-1928 (495 amino acids)
Biological process (GO): endosomal transport
Cellular component (GO): cytosol; late endosome; AP-type membrane coat adaptor complex
Source: RefSeq, a predicted model, not a curated record